Daphnia pulex (common water flea) is the source of this 1531-nucleotide messenger RNA. RefSeq names its product ADP-ribose glycohydrolase ARH3-like. Gene Ontology annotation, cellular component: mitochondrion; nucleus. NCBI's taxonomy places the organism in Eukaryota, Metazoa, Arthropoda, Branchiopoda, Diplostraca, Daphniidae. Bases 190 to 1356 code for a protein of 388 amino acids. The transcript has 4 exons. The record is from RefSeq and is a predicted model, not a curated record.
GGAACAAGCGUACAACUGUUUGUUCGUUCCAACUUUGUUAGUGGUGAAAAGUUGGAAAAUACCGAUAUCCUCGGAAUUCCACACACUAUUCCACUAUUGUUUGACUUACAGUAUUUCGUUCAUUUGUUUUAUAUAGAAGUUUCAGACCACUCGUUGAUUGGUUUCAGGGCUCGAAGUGCCAACGAGACAAUGUCAGAACAGACAACGGAAACAUCCGAAAGUGAGGAAAUCAUAAACGGAAAAAAUGUUGUUGCCGGAAAGUGCCCUAGCCUAGCUAGCAGAUUUCGUGGAUGUAUGCUUGGUUCCUUGAUAGGUGACUGCCUUGGUCAACCAUUUGAAGGGGAGGAGAGGCCAAUCUCGAAGUCAGUUCUAAAUUCAUAUUUUGAAAAAUUACAUGACUCCAACCUAAAAGCACCUUAUAAAGCCUAUACUGAUGACACAGCUAUGACAUUUUCCGUUGCUCAAUCAUUGAUCAACAAGAACAGAUUUGACCCUCAAGACAUGGCUAAAAAGUUUGUUGAUGAAUUUUAUGCUCAUCCUAGAAGAGGAUAUGCAAGUAGCAUGACAGAUGUGUUCAAAGCUCUCAAGAGAGAUGACUGCAAGGACCCUUACGGCCCUGGAAGACUGCUUUACGCAGGUCGAGGUUCAUAUGGAAACGGGUCGGCCAUGAGAAUUGCACCGAUAGCUCUCUUCUGUCACUCAAAUGCAGAGGAAGCCAUGCAUAUUGCAUACAAGUCAUCUUUGAUUACUCAUGCAAAUGAAUUAGGAUACAAUGGUGCCAUACUCCAGUGCUUGGCCAUUCAAAAAGCUCUGCAUUCUGAUAGCUCUGUUCCGUUAGAUGUGGAUCAGUUUGCACUCUAUCUACAAGAGAAGAUGGCCACAAUAGAAAAAAAUGAAGAACAGCCCAGCAUGCUUAACUCAUUUCUUCAUAACAGUAGCCAACCCCGGCGUACGACUAUCAACAUGACAAAAAGCUCCUACGUCCGUAAGCUGCAAGAAAUGCGCCAUUUACUGAAGAACCCAACAGUCAGUGCAGAAAAAGUUGUCGACGUUCUUGGUCAUUUUGUGUCAGCCUAUGGAUCAGUCUGCACAGCUAUUUACAGUUUUCUGCGCUCAGCCAAAGAUGAUUCGGCUAGUGCUGGUGGAUCCAGUGAAAGUCCGGUUCAAAGAGCCAUCCGUUACGCAAUCAGUUUAGGUGGAGACACAGAUACAAUUGCCAACAUGACAGGCGCACUUGCUGGUGCCUACUAUGGACACGAGGCUGUUCCUCCAGUUCUUCUUUCCCACUGUGAAGCCGAGGGAGUCGAGCAAGCGAUCGAAUUGGCCGAUUGUCUUUAUCAAGCAGUGGAGAAAUAGCUCAAUGACUUAAAACUAAAUUCAAACUCAACAGAAAAUAGGGUAAACAUUUGUGUAAUACCGACGUGGCUGGCAACCUACUUUAAUGCUGAUCACCAUUAAUCCACUGGUCGAAGGAUUCUUUGUUUCCAACAAACAAUUGUACAAAUACACGUAUGGUUUCCCUUUCCCUCAA